Messenger RNA from Acanthocheilonema viteae, 1926 nucleotides. Lineage: Eukaryota; Metazoa; Nematoda; Chromadorea; Rhabditida; Onchocercidae. The record is from the annotation of a GenBank genome assembly.
AUGGAAAAGAAAAAAACAGGAAGAAGCAGAAAGAAAAAGUGUGUUUCAAAUGUUGAAAAAGAAAAAGAAGAAUUGAAAUGGGAGGAAAACUGUGGAACAGCUGUUCAAGAUGGCCAAAACGUAACAAAAGAAAUUCUCGAAGCAGCAGCUAAACAAAAUGAUAAUGAAUUCAAUGAUGCAACUAGAUUAUCGAACGAAGCUGAUCUUUUGCAUUCGAUGUUAACAAACAAUUAUACUGAUAAUGAUGAUCAAAUACGUCUACAGGGAAUUGAGGAAGCAAAGUUGCAUCACGAAGAACAAUAUUCUUGUUCAUCAUUUUCUAAUUGUGUUGCCAUUUUGUCAGAUGAACACAAUACAGGAAAUUUUCCACAUGGAAGAAAAGAUUUAGUGGAAAACGACAGGAUGAUUGAAGAAAUUUCUCAAGAGAGGAAUGUGACUGAAAGUAAUUCUAAAUCAAAUUUAAUCGAAAUGUAUGAUGAAGCAGAAAAUAUUAAAACUCCUGAAAUUGUGGAUCGACCGGAAACUGAAACAAUAAAUAUUGAGGAAAGUAAUAAUUCAUUGAAUGUUCAUGAUGAAUCUAUGUCAAAUCUAGCAGAAUCGCUAAUUAUUGAUGAUUUACAAGCAACUAAUCACUACACUCUAAAAACACAUAAUGUGGAAAAUAUACGUAACACAAAAGUUUCGGGAACACAAAUUUCAGAAAUACUGCAUGCAGAAACACCGGAGUUGGAUUUUUUAGCCGAUCGAAAUUCCGACAAUCCGGAGGAAGAAUUAGCAGAAAAGGAUGGAAAUUUGGAUCCCAUUGAUAAUAAAACAGAAGCUAACGUAAUCGAAAAAGUUUUCAAACAAAUAAACAACGUAAACAUUCAGCACUCGAAAACAGAUAUUGUUGUAAAUACUACAAAAACUGAAGCCAAUAUUGAAGUGAAUGAUUUUACUAUUGGCAGUCAGGACGUUGUUGAUACGGGAAACAGCAUUGUUACGGAAAAAACUGAGCAAUCUGAAUCAGAAGAAGUCAAAGAAGAGAAUGGAAACAUAGAGGAAUCUGGAAAGAAAGAAUUUGAGACGUUUGCAGAUAUGGUGAAUCUAUCAGAAUCCUGUACAUCUAUUACUGAAUUGCUGCAAGAGAAUGUUAAACCGCUUAUUUUGGAUGAAGCGAUAAGAUUAGCAGAAGAUCCUGUCUUCCAAAAUGAAAUAACCAGUGAGAUACUUGCUAGUGAUGUCAUCCAAGAGCGAAAUUCUCCGGAAAUUCCAAAAGAUAACAGUGAGCGAAUCAAUAGCAGUGAAUCAGUAACAAUUACAUGGCAAAAUGAUUCAGUGAAGGAGUCUCAUCAAACUGUAAAAAAUUUGCCAGCAGCAAAUGAAGCCAAAAUUACCUAUAGCAGAGAACUAUUGAAAGAUUCUGAAGAAUUAAAUAGUGGUGAAGUACAAUUAAAAAAUAAAUUCUACGAAGCUAUAAUCGGUUUCUGGAAGCAUACAGGAUUCAGUAAAAAACGCUCCGAAAUUCCUAUGUCAACUGGACAGCCAAUGAAUUUGUCGUCAGAUUUGAAGCAGAUGUCUUCAUUUCACUCUAGUAAAACUUCGUUAACAUCUACGGAAUCAUUGGAGGUUCCCGAAAUUUCUUCAGAAUCCACUGCGAAAGUUACGAUUCCUCAUUCUGAAGCUAAUGUUAUCUCGUCAGUCCUGGAAGACACGGCAACGGACACAAUUUAUGGCUCAUCACGAAAUUCCCUUAAUACUACAAUUACGGAAAACAUAAAUUCUGAUACCAUUUCGGAAACCUUGCAAGUAGUAACACCGGAUUCAUUGAGUAUGAUAGAUGAAAUCAUUAAGGAUUCAGAUGAUUCAUUCGAGAAAAUAGAAGAUUCAAAAAAGUGCAAAAAAGGGAAGACCGAAUCUGCGAAUUUAAGCGUUUUUGGUCAUCGG